Aspergillus wentii DTO 134E9 is the source of this 2157-nucleotide messenger RNA. RefSeq lists its product as uncharacterized. Gene Ontology annotation, molecular function: RNA polymerase II cis-regulatory region sequence-specific DNA binding; zinc ion binding; DNA-binding transcription factor activity, RNA polymerase II-specific. Bases 1 to 2157 code for a protein of 718 amino acids. Gene Ontology annotation, biological process: DNA-templated transcription; regulation of transcription by RNA polymerase II. Lineage: Eukaryota; Fungi; Ascomycota; Eurotiomycetes; Eurotiales; Aspergillaceae. The transcript is spliced from 7 exons. Gene Ontology annotation, cellular component: chromatin. The record is from RefSeq and is a predicted model, not a curated record.
AUGGCUCUAUCGUCUACACAUAGCUACGAUGAGGACAGACAAUUUCGGUGUACAUACUGUCAGAAAUCAUUUCGCAGACUAGAACAUCUGCAGCGCCACACUAGGCGACACACCAACGAGAAGCCAUUCACCUGUUGCUGUGGGGCAUCAUUCUCUCGUCGUGAUCUUUUGCGUCGUCAUGAACGUAUGAUCGAUCAUUCUAAUGCUGCCAACGCACCAUCGCGUGUUUCAGAUGAUAGUGAUCUAUCCAUACACGAUAUUGCAUCUGUCUCGACCCCUCAAAAUAGGGCCGUGACGAACACUAUCACCCAGAAAGAGCAGGCCAAUUGCCCCCAAACGUCUGAUUCCCCCAUUUACUCGACCAGCGUGACUCACGCCCGGUCUUUGAGCGCCCCGUUCACCCCAGUCGAAGACCCUUCUCUGUCGCACUUCUCGAACGAGACACCACCACAAGCCGAGCUGUACAAUAGUCAAAAUGCCUUAUGGGAAAAUAAUGCCGGGGGAAAUUAUGCUCAUGAGUUCCCCACCAUCUUUCCUUUUCCAUACUUAUCUCUAGCUACACAAAUCGUACCUCACUGUGUAAAUCCCACGGUCACAGACACUGAUAGAUCUAGAUUACUUGCCUCUCUAGGCAGGUUGGGUGAAGCGUCUCCCAGUUAUGAUCUACCCCCAAGCAGUGCUUUAACGCGAUAUAUGGCUGGCUACUUCAUGGGGGCUUACCCUCGUUCUCCGUUUAGUCACGGUCCAACAUUCAAGCUCGAGUCAUGCUCGCCUGCCUUUUGCUUGGCUAUGACGGCACUUGGCGCUAUUGAUAGAUUCGAAUACGCCUCAGCCACACAAUUAUUUCAUUAUUCCAAAGCUCUUCUCUUUGAUGGCCAUCAGUAUAAGGCUCGAUCACAAAUGAAUAGGGCUAUAGGUGUCUCCUCUAUGAACAUUGACAAUAAAUCACAAAAGCAAUCAAUGGACGAAGUGCGCUGCUUACUUUGUCUUGCUCAAUUUGCGUCAUGGCACAGUGACUCGAGUAUCCGAGCGGAAGCUUAUAUGUUACAAAGUCUACUUGUGCAAGGCCUGAGAUCGAGCGGUCUCGAGGAAACCACCGAUACUCUACAACAUCUCAACUGGGAAGAGUGGGCGCAACGAGAGUCUGAUAGGCGCACUAAACUAUUUGCUUUUUGCUUUCUUGGGGUUCAAAACAUUGCUUACGAUAUGCCACCGAGCAUUUUGUGCGACGAGAUCAAUCUACAGCUGCCGUGCUCGUGUCCGGAAUGGACGGCACCGGAUCAAACGACGUGGGAAUUGCUAAGAGGAGGUGCAGCAGGUGAACCGAGGCGUUUUAAUGACACUGUCGAGCAGCUACUAUCUACCCAGCCUGUAGAUCCCCAAUCUACCCAGAUAUCACCAGUUGGGAAUUAUGUUGUUAUGCACGGUCUUUUGAGCAAGAUCUUGUGGAGUCGGAGAUCCAUGUCCGGCUCUUUAUCACAGACUUUAUCGACUAAUUUCCAGUCAGUUCUCGAGUCAGCGCUUCAAAAGUGGACACUCUCCUGGCAACAAACCCCGGAGUCCAAUCUGGAGCCCCUGGACCCCAAUGGACCGUUGCCGUUUACAUCAAGCGCUUUGCUAAGUCUUGCAUAUAUUCGGAAAUGUUUCAAUGUAUCUCAAAGGAGGAGGAUUCUCACCUGGACACCAUUCGAGAUUGCUCCAGGUUUUCAGGACUCACUCCCAGUGGACCGCACUCACGACUCGCUUUUAGCAGCCUACCACGCAACAAAUCUACUCAGCACAUUGGUUAAGCUCGGUGUUCAAUAUUUCAAAUACAAUCAAGCUAUUCUCUGGGGAAUCGAGUCUGCCCUAUGUGGCCUCAAUUGCUCGAUAUUCCUGGAGAAAUGGCUUCGAAACACUCAAACUACAGUUUGCAACGAGCCUUUGACGGACCACGAAUCACGCUUGAUUUAUUGGAUCGAAGAAGUCGUUCGCGAGGGACUUUCAUCCACCGAAGAUCAUAUGUCCUACGAAAACCGACAAGCCAUCAAUCUACCCGAUAAGAUCCUGGAAUUGUGGUCGCACAUCAUGGACGGUAACUCGCCAUACCCAUUCAUACGGAUGAUAGGCCAAGUACUUGUUGAGUAUAGACGUUUAGGGGCGAAAGACCACCGAUGA